UAAGCACCUACUUAACAUUGAGCUCACACUAGUUGUAGAAUGGCAACAUACUUUGGCGAAAUUUUGCCAGUCAUAUCUAGGGCUGUCGAUGAUGACGACGAAGAGGAGUCGUUUGAAAAUAUAGAGACGUACGUGAAACUGAAAUGGAAAAAGGAAAUCGAAGAAGAAAUGGAGCUAACGAAGGACCAAAAACUGCCUGUCGAUGCCUUUGUUUUAGCUAUUGGUCCUGCAGCAACAGGUUUCACACAAACAUAUGUGACACACAAGAAUUAUGAGAUGAUUGGUGCUCUCUUUUGUGGGAUGAAGGAGAAUGAUGUGAACACAUUCAGUCAACACUCCCUCACAGACAAGACAUGUUAUAUCUACAGAAAAUGUGACUACAACAGUGCUCUAGUAUGCGAGUGUAAUUAUGACAUAAGACCUGAGUAUGCCCAUUCGUUCGUUAAUCAGUUGAUGUCCUCUCUCAGCAUAAACGAUGGCCAUGUUCUGGUUUUAAGUUCAGCUUUCACCAGUGAAUACAAGUCGGAAAUACCCACAUCAGACAUGAACCCUCCUUUUAUGAGGGCUUUGAAAACUGUCCAAUUUCUUGGGACUCCUCUAGCUCCAUAUCUGGAACAGCCAAACGUGGCAACAGGACUUCCUGCUCAAGUGCUGACUUACUGUCACAUACACAAAAUCAAGGCUGUGUUAUAUGUGUGUUACACAGACUCCAUUCAUCUUGACUUCGCCACCAUGAAAAAAUUUCAACCCCUCAUUGAAGCCACUCCCAUCAAUCUGAUCCAUGAGAAAAAUUCCAAAGCCAGUGAAACCCUGAAACAAAUUGUGGACCUGCAUACAAAACACAGUACCCUCUACUUAUAGUCUAGACUGUCAUAUAGAAGUUGGAGAACAAAACAAGUGAUCUGUUCAUGGCUUCCAGGCCUUUGUCUUCAUGUUUAAUUUUCCAAUGUCAUCAUGUUCAGUUUUCCAUUGUCUUCAUGUUUAUUUUUCUGAUGUGUUCAUGUUUGAUUUCCCAAAUUUUUCAUGUUUAAUUCCCAAUGGUCUUCUGUUUAAUUUCCCAAUGUCUCCAUGUUUAAUUUCCCAACGUCUUCAUGUUUAAUUUCCCAACGUCUUCAUGUUUAAUUUCCCAAUGUCUUCAUGUUCAAUUUCCCAAUCUUCAUUAUCUGCAUCAUUUGUACUUGUACAUUAUUUUGUGGCAUUUAUCAGUGUAUGGUAGUAUUAAUACUAGUACAUGAUAGAUAAAUGAGAUUAAAUCAAAAUAAACUUUUGUCAAUUUGCAAA
Ostrea edulis (European flat oyster) is the source of this 1281-nucleotide messenger RNA. Its product is annotated as proteasome assembly chaperone 1-like. Gene Ontology annotation, biological process: proteasome core complex assembly. The transcript has 6 exons. Gene Ontology annotation, molecular function: proteasome binding. The record is from RefSeq and is a predicted model, not a curated record. The coding region runs from base 40 to 861 and encodes 273 amino acids. Lineage: Eukaryota; Metazoa; Mollusca; Bivalvia; Ostreida; Ostreidae. Gene Ontology annotation, cellular component: endoplasmic reticulum.